GCUUGCCAAAUAAACGCUCACUAGUGGUUUAGGGAAGGUGACAAGAUCACUGAUAUCUAUACGUUAUAGAAUAGAUAAACAGAACAAUGUAAUUUAAUAAAAUAAAAGGAAUAUGAAGAGCUCUAUUCAAUGAAAAUCGUUCCUUUUCUGAACAAUCCUUUCAAGAUGACUGAAAAAGAGUCAGAAAAAGCAACUGUGAAGUCAGACUCUGAAGAGCCCAUUCAGGCUGAAGUGCUUCCCAUCUCGAAUGUUCAAUUUGGAGAAACGAAAAGAGCUUUAAAAUCUAGACAUGUACAAUUAAUUGCUCUAGGAGGCUGCAUCGGUACAGGUCUAUUCGUUGGAUCAGGCCAAGCAUUGUCUCAGUCAGGACCGGCAUCUUUGUUUCUUUCCUAUGUCAUUAUGUCUUUUGUAAUUUGGUCUGUGAUGAAUGUUUUGGGAGAAAUGAACACUUAUCUUCCUAUUGCUGGAGCCUCUCCACCUUUAUAUGUUGCUCGCUGGGUGGAUAAAUCAUUAGCAUUUGCUGCUGGCUGGAAUUACUGGUACGCUUACGUGUUCUUAGUGGCAUCAGAAAUCACAGCAGCUGCAAUCAUCAUAGAAUAUUGGACAGAAUCGGUUCCUGUAGCCGCUUGGAUUGCGAUCGUCCUCUUUGUGUUAAUGCUACUUAACUCGUUCCUAGUAAAAUGGUACGGUGAGACCGAAUUUUGGUUUGCAAUUGUCAAAGUCAUUACCAUUAUUGGUUUAGUUAUCCUUAGCAUUGUUAUCUUUUUUGGUGGUACCCCGAAUCAUGAUCGCCUAGGUUUUCGUUACUGGAAAAACGGGUUGGCUUUUCGUGAGUACUUAGUAAAAGGAAGCUCAGGUCGCUUUUGCGGUUUUUGGAGCGCUGUCAUCAAAAGCGGUUUCUCUUUUAUUCUCUCUCCCGAAUUAAUCACUAUAGCUUCUGGCGAGACAGAAGCUCCUCGUCGAAACAUCCCUAAAGCGACAAGUAGAUUCAUCUAUCGCUUGGCUUUCUUUUAUAUUUUGGGUACCUUAUCCAUCGGUGUUAUUGUCUCCAGUCAGGAUCAUCGUUUGUUGAGCGCCGUCUCUAAAGGCUCUAGCAAUGCCGCCGCUUCACCAUUUGUUAUUGGAAUUGAAAACGCCGGAAUUCAUGUGUUAAACCACAUUAUUAAUGCGGUUAUUCUUACUUCCUCUAUCUCUUCUGGUAAUUCAUUUUUGUUUGCCGGUUCUCGUUCAUUAUAUUCACUUGCUGUCGAGGGACAAGCCCCAAAAAUAUUCAAACGGUGCAAUAGAUGGGGUGUUCCAUAUGUUUCUGUUUUAUUUACCAUUGCAAUUGCCUCUCUUGCCUUUUUGAAUUCAUCCUCCUCUUCAGCUAUGGUCUUUACAUGGUUCACAAAUCUCUCUACUAUUUCUGGCUUCCUUGCUUGGAUAUGCAUCCUUAUCACUUAUCUGCGAUUCAGAAAGGCUAUGGUUAAAGAAAAUUUAUUAAAUCUGAUGCCUUUUAGAACUUCACUUCAACCAUAUGCCACCUACAUUACUCUUUUCCUUGUUUCCUUAAUCACCAUAACCAAUGGUUUCAGUGUCUUUGUUGGCCAUUCGUUUACUGCAGCAAAUUUUAUUGCGGCUUACGUUACCUUACCUAUUUUCUUAGCAUUGUAUCUGGGACAUAAACUUUGGACGAAAAACUGGAAAUGGUUCAAAAGAAUUGAUGAGUUGGAUGUUACCAGUGGUUUGGCUGAAGCUGAGGAAGUUGAAAGUAGAUACAUACUCGGAAAACCAAGAAACUUCAUUGAAAAAGUUUGGAUGUGGAUUGCUUAAACCCAACUCCCUCCUUUUCUCAAGGUCAUGCACCAAAAUCUACUAUUGUUGUCAUGUUUUUCUUUUUUUUACUUGCAAACUAAUGAUAAUUAUUUAAUGAUAUAACCCCCUCCUCUUUUGUUUCCAACUUUUUAAUCAGAAGUCGCUAUCGUAUGGUUUUGCUCACCACCGUUUUCUUUUGUCUUUUCUCUAUUUUUAAAAUUCGAAGGAAAUUACUUAGUUUUUCGAAUUAUUUAAACUUGAUUAUUUUUUUCGGCCGCUCAUUAAUGAACUUUAGAAAUACAUUUUUGAAUAAAUGGCUUAACCUACUUUCAUUAAAUUCAAGUGAUACUAAAGCCAUUUCGCAAUAUACAACAUGUUAUUGUAGUAUUUCAGAAAAGAAUAAAUAAAUUAAAGGUAAGCUUCGCUAAAAGUCAAUCAGAAUCAUGAUAUAUAAUUUUUGGUUCAUUCUGUCAGAUCAGAUCAUAUGUGAUUUCAAUUAUAAUUGCAUUACUUCAAGCAUUAGCCUCGUCAUCAAUUUCGUCUAAUGAUUUUCGAGCGGCUUCUCUCCCGCUUUUAGUGUUUCUUUUAUUUUUCAUGGCAGCUUUGUAUCCACCACGUACGUUUCCAAGGUUUUUGGCUUGGGCUUCAUCAUUUUCAAACAGGUUUGAACUCUGAAAUCCUUCCUUUCUCAAUUCGGCUUCAUCAUCUCGGUCAGCUUUGUAACCACGCGUGGUUCCAGUAGUAUAAUGAGCUUCGUCACCGUGACUAUCUAACCAUUCUUGAGCUCUUGCUUUGGCCUCUUCGGAAACACUAGGAUUAUGCAAGGCAGCCUUAUGGCCGGCAAUUUGAUGUGCUAAAUCUGGCAUAUUGGUUGAAAAAAAAGUUGAUUGUACUAAAUAGCGAUGCAAAUUUCAUUUAUAUAUGAUUCUUUGUUCAACAUAUUCUGAAACGCUUAAUAAUGACUUUGCUUUUCGUAAUUUAUUACGUCUAUUAUAAUGCUUUACCUCAACUGGAUUUCGGAGGCAAAGAUCGAUUUUAUGGAUGGCAAAGCUCGCGACAAUAAAUAUGACUAAAUACUUGAUUUCCUAAAUUAAUACUAUAGAAGAUUACAAGAUUGGGCAACUAUAGGAAACGAAAUGAUAAAUCCCGUCAUACAUUGCUUUCGAGAAAUCGUUCCGCUGCAACCGGUUUUUCUAGGGACGGACUAUUUGGUAUGAAUGAAUUUGAGCAAAUAAAACUAAAACUUGACCUAAAUGUCGUAAUCCCUAAUCACUCAACACGAGUUCAUGUUUACGAUAGUAAUUCUUCAGUUAAAAAGGAACAGUUUGUGGUACUAUGAGAAGAGGCUUUUGACCUUCUAAGCCAGUCUUCUUUCUAAUGCUUUUGACAUAAGUCGAAAGCUAUGAAAAUAUCUUACACUUCAGUAGCAAUACGACUGCCUAUCUGUUUACUGUAUGGUAGAAACAAAUUUCAUUUGGUAGAAUAUGCUAAUGGUUACGAAAAUUACGAUGUUUUUGUAUAUUUACUAUAAAAAGACCAUUAAAUUCAGUUCAUACUUUGGUUGGAACAUAAAUAAUAUUCAUUUCAAAAAACAUAAAUGCUCGCUCAAAAUAUAUAGUACAUGAUAUUAUCGUAUCAAAAUAUUUGGUUAUCCAUGAAAAUCAUUAUGCUUUACUUUUAGCCAGAAAAUUAACACCUGGCUAACAUGCAAUUGGUUUUUUAUUCCAAUUCCUCAAGGACUUCCUUGGAGUGUUCCUUCGUUUCUUCAGAAACAUUGGGGUUGUGCAAAGCAGCUUUGUAACCUCCAGCUACGUUUCCAGGGUUCUUGGGAUGAGUAGGGCUUCUAGAGAAGUCUUCGUGUUCAAGAACAUCCUUAGAGUGUUGCUUGGCCUCCUCAGAGACAUUGGGGUUGUGCAUAGCAGCUUUGUAGCCUCCAGCGACGUUUCCAGGGUUAGGCAUCUUGAAUCAAAUAAUCAAAGUCAAAAAAAAUAAAAACCG
Molecule: messenger RNA, 3792 nt
Organism: Schizosaccharomyces cryophilus OY26
Lineage: Eukaryota; Fungi; Ascomycota; Schizosaccharomycetes; Schizosaccharomycetales; Schizosaccharomycetaceae
Product: proline specific permease
Exons: 1
Coding region: 130-1812 (560 amino acids)
Biological process (GO): amino acid transmembrane transport
Cellular component (GO): membrane
Molecular function (GO): amino acid transmembrane transporter activity
Source: RefSeq, a predicted model, not a curated record